CUCGGGAAAAAUCACUAGCUCACCACAGGCCAAAUGCUACUGACAUAAAUACAAAGCCCCGCAGUCAAAAUAUGCAUAAUCGCAUACAAGCAUAGUCCAAAUAAAAUAAACUAAAAAUGGCUGCAGAAAAUGUUGGAAAUGGCAUUAGGGUGUUGAUGUUUCCAUGGUUGGCUGUAGGGCAUAUCACCCCAUUCCUGGAGCUGGCCAAGAAAUUAUCCCAGAGGGGCUUUUGCAUCCACCUAUGUUCCACCCCCAUCAACCUUAGUUUCAUCAAAAACAAGAUCCCCCAGAAAUACUCUUCUUCAAUCCAGUUACUGGAACUUCACUUACCAGAAUCACCAGAACUCCCUCCUCACUACCACACCACCAAUGGCCUCCCACCCCAUCUCAACUCCACCCUCCAUAAAGCCCUCAAAAUGGCCGAACCCACUUUCUCCGACAUCAUGGGAACCAUGAAACCGGGCUUGCUGAUCUAUGAUGUUCUGCAGCCCUGGGUAGCAACAGUAGCCAAGUCCCACAAUGUCCCGGCCGUCCAGUUCAUGACUUCAUGUGCUGUGAUGACUUCUUAUGCCUUCCACGCAUUCUACCGGCCGAACGAAGAGUACCCUUUUCCGGAUAUCUCUCUAAGCAUCUAUGACCAAGAGAGGUUUCAGAAGAUUAUGGCUGACAUAAGAAGCAAAAACAGUGGUAAUAGUAAGGAGAAAAACAUGAUUUUGUUGAGUAGCUCUAGAGCAAUAGAGGGGAAUAAGUAUGUGGAUUAUAUCAGCGAGUUAGCAGGUUCAAAGGUCUUGACAGUUGGUUCUUUAGUUCAGGAGUAUGAUCAUGAUGAAGGGCGUUUUAGACCGUUGAUGGAAUGGUUAGGAACAAAAGAAGAGAGAUCGACGGUGUUUGUUUCCUUUGGGAGCGAGUAUUUUCUGUCUGAUCAUGAUAUGCAUCAAGUGGCCAUUGGAUUAGAGAAAAGUAAAGUGAACUUCAUAUGGGUUGUGAGGUUUCCUAAAAGUGAAUCCACAGAAGAUACUUCUCAUCAGAAUCUUCUUGAAACUUCAUUGCCAAAGGGUUUUGUUGAGAGAAUUGGGGAUAGAGGAAGAGUGGUUGAAGGAUGGGCCCCACAAGUAAGAAUUUUAUCCCAUCCCAGUAUUGGAGGUUUUGUGAGCCAUUGUGGGUGGAACUCUACUAUUGAGAGCAUUCAAUGUAGUGUUCCAAUCAUAGCCAUGCCUAUGCAUCUUGACCAACCUUUGAUUGCUAAAUUGAUUGUGAGUAUUGGUGUUGGCAUUGAGGUUGAGAGGGAUGAAUCUGGAAUGUAUCAUGGUGAAGACAUAGCUCGAGGUUGUGAUGAAAUUGUUUUGGGAAGAAAUGCAGAAAAGAUUCGGAGAAAUGUGAAAGUCAUGAGUGAAAAUGUAAGAGUCAAAAGUUCGAAAGAAAUGGAUGAGGUUUCUACCGUCCUGGCACAACUCUGUUCUCCACAUUAACACAAAGCAUCUCUUUGAAUAAAAUUUGCAUUUUCCCCUAUUGCUCAAUGCAAGUUUUUUUUUUUAAUAUCUAAUUUUAUUAUACUAUGUAUUUAAGUUCAACUUUUGGUAACUAAUACUUUAUCCAUCUCUUAAAAGAUUGUUAUCUUUAGCUUUUUGAAUCUAUUGUUAGAGUCCCACACCGGAAAUGUUUGAAUCAACGAAGUGUUAUAUUAAGACAAAAGCUACUCCCCUAUCAGAUUGACCUUUUAU
Molecule: messenger RNA, 1721 nt
Organism: Cuscuta epithymum
Lineage: Eukaryota; Viridiplantae; Streptophyta; Magnoliopsida; Solanales; Convolvulaceae
Source: the annotation of a GenBank genome assembly